Candoia aspera is the source of this 3831-nucleotide messenger RNA. RefSeq names its product kelch like family member 5 (gene KLHL5). Gene Ontology annotation, molecular function: protein binding. The record is from RefSeq and is a predicted model, not a curated record. Lineage: Eukaryota; Metazoa; Chordata; Lepidosauria; Squamata; Candoiidae. The coding region runs from base 52 to 2181 and encodes 709 amino acids. The transcript is spliced from 11 exons.
UGCACUGCUGAUUGCUCCCGUUGCCUAGACGAUAACUUGCUCUCACUGAGGAUGUCUGGCUCUCGUAAAGAAUUUGACGUGAAGCAGAUUUUAAAACUCAGAUGGAGGUGGUUUGGUCACCAGCAGUCCCCCCCUAAUCCUAAUGUCGUUUGUGAACCAGGAGACUUCUGGGACAGAGGAUAUAACACAACUACUGGUGGGAUAAAGUUUUUAAACGCAAGCAGCCUACCACAGUCUUUUGCAUCACUUGGUUUCCAAAGGUCCAGCCAACAGGGUUUCCAGAAUUCCUUUUCUCGGCCAAUGGCAUCCAAAUCAGAAGUGCCUACAUUUGAGUUCACUACUGAGGACUUCAGGGAUGCGCACUUGCUUGAUGAACCAGAUGCUGCUGAUGGGAUCAGUGAAGAAGAAAAAGUAUCUAACAGCAUUGCAUGCAGAACUUCAAAUAGCAGAGAGACCGACCCACCGUGUCCUACAAUGGAGCCUUGUACAUCUGAUGAAUUUUUUCAAGCACUCAAUCAUGCCGAGCAAACUUUUAAAAAAAUGGAAAAUUACUUAAGACACAAGCAAUUGUGUGAUGUGGUUUUAGUGGCAGGUGAUCGACGGAUUCCAGCACACAGGUUGGUGCUGUCCUCUGUCUCAGAUUACUUUGCAGCCAUGUUUACAAAUGAUGUCCGAGAGGCAAGGCAAGAAGAAAUCAAAAUGGAAGGUGUGGAACCAAAUGCAUUAUGGGCUUUAGUGCAGUAUGCAUACACAGGUCGUCUUGAAUUAAAAGAAGAUAACAUUGAGUGCCUGUUAUCUACAGCUUGUAUUCUUCAGCUGUCUCAGGUUGUAGAAGCUUGCUGCAAGUUUUUAAUGAAGCAGCUUCACCCUUCAAAUUGCCUUGGAAUCCGCUCUUUUGCUGAUGCACAGGGUUGUACAGAUUUGCACAAAGUGGCUCACAAUUACACCAUGGAACACGUCAUGGAAGUCAUUAGAAACCAAGAAUUCCUGUUGUUACCAGCCACUGAAAUUGCAAAGCUUUUAGCUAGUGAUGACAUGAACAUUCCUAGCGAAGAGACUAUUCUCAAUGCAUUGCUUACUUGGGUGCGACAUGAUUUGGAACAACGAAAGAAGGAUCUCAGUAAACUCUUGGCAUACAUUAGACUACCAUUACUUGCACCACAGUUCUUAGCAGAUAUGGAAAACAAUGUACUCUUCAGAGAUGACAUUGAAUGUCAAAAACUCAUAAUGGAAGCAAUGAAAUACCACUUAUUGCCAGAGAGACGACCCAUGUUACAAAGCCCUCGUACAAAGCCUAGAAAAUCUACUGUUGGUGUACUGUUUGCAGUUGGAGGCAUGGAUGCAACUAAAGGAGCAACAAGCAUUGAAAAAUAUGAUCUCCGUACCAAUAUGUGGACCCCUGUAGCAAAUAUGAAUGGGAGAAGAUUACAGUUUGGAGUAGCAGUGUUAGAUGAUAAAUUAUAUGUUGUCGGGGGUAGAGAUGGACUGAAAACAUUGAAUACUGUGGAGUGUUAUAACCCCAAAACAAAAACUUGGAGUGUGAUGCCACCUAUGUCAACUCACCGGCAUGGGCUAGGCGUAGCAGUAUUAGAAGGUCCUAUGUAUGCUGUGGGAGGACAUGAUGGCUGGAGCUACCUGAAUACAGUAGAAAGGUGGGAUCCACAGGCCCGUCAGUGGAACUUUGUGGCUAGUAUGUCAACUCCAAGGAGUACAGUGGGUGUAGCAGUAUUAAGUGGAAAGCUAUAUGCAGUUGGUGGCCGAGAUGGAAGUUCUUGUCUGAAGUCCCUAGAAUGCUUUGACCCUCAUACUAACAAGUGGACUCUCUGUGCUCAAAUGGCAAAACGAAGAGGGGGUGUGGGAGUAACGACCUGGAAUGGGUUCCUGUAUGCUAUUGGGGGUCAUGAUGCGCCAGCUUCCAAUUUGACAUCGAGGCUGUCUGACUGUGUAGAAAGAUACGAUCCCAAAACAGAUAUGUGGACUGCUGUUGCAUCAAUGAGCAUCAGUAGAGAUGCUGUGGGAGUCUGCCUUCUUGGAGAUAAACUGUAUGCUGUUGGAGGAUAUGAUGGACAAGCCUACCUUAACACAGUAGAAUCUUACGAUCCUCAGACCAAUGAGUGGACGCAGGUUGCACCACUGUGCCUCGGAAGAGCUGGGGCUUGUGUUGUGACUGUAAAACUCUAGUUGUGGGAUAAUUGUCUCUUCUGUAGACUCUUUGGGGAUUUCACAUCAAAUUAUUAAAACAUAAUCAAAUAAGGUACUGUGUAUCUUCACAGGGCAAAGAGACUGGUCUUAAAUCUAUUUGUCUAAAAGUUUUUUUUAAGGACCAAUAUUAUGCACUUUUAAAAACGAGUAAUGCAGUUUAUGUACAUGUACUGUAUAUGUAUUUGUAAUGGAAUAUACUAGAUAGGUGGCAUGUUUGAAGUACAGAAAUCGGAAAAAAAUGGCACUAAUUUUGAUUGUUGUUCUAGAGGCACUGAAAGGAAUUUUUGUUGUUGUUGUUGUUGUUUGGCCUCUAUCCACAGAUUUGCAACUUUAUCUCUGUGCUUUUGGCAAGAUGCAAGAGGUAGUCUUGCUUUGUUCCAAAUGUUUUUGAUUGUCUGAUUUUUUUUUUAUUUUUACAUGGUACAACAAACCAAAUGCAAAGGAAGUAUCAAGUGGACGACUUGUCUGGAAAAUACUGUACAUUUGAUGCCUACACUUUUUCAGAUAGCUUUUGCAUUCUUUUCUGUUUAACUGAAGCCUUAUUUUAAUUAUUGUCUUAUGCUUGGAAAUACGUUACAGAGUAUAUUUUUCAUGAACUUUGUGCCACUGAGUACCCCUUAUUUUUAUGAAAUUUUAUGUAGCCUAGAAAUAAUCCUGCAUAACUUUCUGAACUUGGAUUGUCACUUUACGGGAUCACUUCCUCAAAGACGUUGCAGUGAAAGAGAGGCUGGGGAAGCUGAUUAAAAGUGACUCUCGUGUAUUACUCCGAAGCAUUCCAUGGUUUAAAACUGUGGCUAACUUCAGUUGACCCUGAAUGAGAGACUUCCACAGAUCUUAUAUAGGCAUUGAUAUAGUGUUACUCUAUCAAAAAAAAAUGGGUGUGACCCUACAUACAUUUGAGAUCUUCAGUUACUUUCCAGAAGAAAGACUAGUAGAUUUUUCCAAGGAUCAAAUUUCUGUAGCUAAAUUAUUUCAUAUUGUAAUGUUGUUUUUCUUUGGAAUUUGCCUAAUGUUGGUAUUUUACACUACUGUGAAAUAUUUGGAUGUUCCAACUUGCUCUCAGAUUUUUAUAUUUUCUUUUGUGCCUUGCUUCAUAUGUUUUCAAGUAUAGUAUGUAAUCUGAAGUUGUAGACUCAAGCAGAUUUUCUGAAAGUAAAUGGAAGGUAUCUAAUAAGCCUUUGCACAUCCAGUUCUGAACUUUAAAGUUUGCCAUUUCUAUUAGUUUAAAAGAAGAGUUCCAGCAUAUAAGUCUGGUUUAUAAUUGUUUCUGUUUACAUAUGAUUUUAUGAUUCCUUGCUGAAACUGCAAUGCAAAAAAAAAAAGGAAGUUAUUUUCUAGCUUUAAAAAAAAAGAACAAAGUUGUAUUGUACUGAAACAUCCAUUUUCCCAUCUUUCUUGAUCACAAUUUGGCAAAUAAUAGCUAAUAUUCUAUAUGCAUAGAAACAUUUCCGGGCUAAUGGAAAGGUCCAAAGCAUAAUAAAAGAUGAGGUAAACUGUCUGAAAGAGAUCUCCCAAAUCUGAUAUCAUUUACUUACUUUGAGUUUUUCUCUGUUAGAAUGCUUAUCAUUUUAUUGUAAGGCAGCCAUCACAAAACAUUAAAUCUUUUGAUAAUAAAAACAUUUAAAUGUU